UCCGAAGUAGAACGGUCAAUGUGAUAGAAGACCGUCACACUUCUAACACAAUUCAUCCUGGCCGUCCUGUGCAUGUAUUCUACUAUGUUCUUUCUCAUGUAGGAAGUCAGUGACAGGUCCACCCAGCAAAUACGUAGUCUAGAAUUAACGUGUAUUUCUGUUAACACUCUCGUUCCUCAGCUAAACAGGAGCAUCUAAACAACGUAGAGCCACCAACACGCUAUCACGUAGUCUCUUGUUUACUCGCCUCGCUGCUGCGCUUUUCGCCGGAAAGAAAGAAACGCCAUACUUUUCGCGACUUCAGACAGGUCGGACUGUUCCUCGUUUUGUGUUGAUCUGGCUACCUGCUCAGGAAAAAAAGUCAGUGUUUGACGAAACAGUCUUUGAGAGUUUUUGCUAAAUUUGUUUUCUGGCAUUUUUAUCCAGAUAUUCUGAAAAAGACAGAUUUUUAGAACAACAAAUUAUACUAAUAACACAUACAUAGAAAUUGAAGUUUUCUGAAAUCCUUUAUUAUUAUCAUAUAAAGGAAGAAAUGUCAUGUCUUCAGUUUGGUUAUAAUUCCGCGCCUCCUACGGUCAACAACACCCAGUUACUAAUGCCGGGACAACCUGUAAGUGGACAGCCUCACUCAAACCCUACAGCGGGACAACCCUGCUGCGAAUCCGGACGUCCUGUUCUCUCCGACCCGCUUACGGGACAAACACUGUGUUCAUGCCAAUAUGACGCCCAACUCUUAAGUUACCAGCGGCUGGCAGCUACAGGGUUGCCGUUAAACAUCUACGGAACCGCGGCAGCAGCGGCCUACAGCGGAGACCAACCAAUUCUUCCUUUAACACCAGACCAAACAGCUUUCUACGCACCAACAACCAACGGUUUCGACAUCAAAGAAAAUUUGGAAGCCUGGAGAAGUCUUUCUUAUGCUGGGUCAAUGUAUUAUCCUUAUGAUUCGGCUACUUUAGGGAACUACCCAUUUCCUAACGGAUAUGGAAUGGAUUUAAAUGGAGCUAGACGAAAAAAUGCUACCAGAGAAACAACGAGCACUCUGAAGGCUUGGUUGAACGAUCAUCGUAAAAAUCCUUAUCCGACUAAAGGGGAGAAAAUUAUGCUUGCGAUAAUUACCAAGAUGACACUGACUCAAGUGUCCACGUGGUUUGCAAACGCCAGACGUCGUCUGAAAAAGGAAAACAAAAUGACAUGGUCACCACGUAAUCGGUGUGAAGACGAUGACAUCGACGAUGACGGGGAUGACGAAGCUAACAGAAGCAAAGGAGAAAAUAGAACAGACACAUCAAGAAGACGAAACGACAGUGAUGAUGAAGAGAGCAACGUCAGUAGAACAUUGGAGAGUUGGGAAGAGAAGCCAAACGUUGUUAUAUCUCGUUUAGAAGGCUCAGAAGAUUCAGGAAAUAUCGAUCAAUUAGAUGUCGAACAUGAUCGAGUUUCUUUUGAUAAUGAAUUGGCUACCAGCAAUACAAAACUUCCAGAAACCAAGAACGCAAUCAGCUCUUCACCUGGUGUUCCCGAAUCGUUGUGUUCUUCUUUCUCGCCGGGACAUUUUCCGUCAGCAAGUCGGUCCACUGACAACCACAGUCCAACUACCGAAACUUCGACUAAUCCUAUUAAACCUAAAAUCUGGUCCAUAGUGGAUACAGCAACAUCCAGCUCUCCUUCCCCCUUGGUGUCAGGUAAAUUAAAUCCCCUCCAAAGAACAACUCGUUUUGAUUACUUAACCCCUUACCCUAAGUCCACGUGGUGCAUAAGCUCCUUUGAGAAAGAUGCAUACCCUCUAAACUCUAGCAAUGGUCCACCAGCUGCACCUCUAACCAUUGCGACCUCACCAUCUCCAUCAAACUCGUCUCUAGUCUCGUCUACUGGUCUCUUGGAAACUUCAUCUUCGUCAGCAUCUCUUAACCUUCUACGUACAGCAGCUGCUGCAUUUUCAGCCAGUGACUUAAAUACACAGAAAUCAGGGUCAAGUGCUUCGCUGCCGGUGUUCAACCACUCUUUACCCGGGUCUCGUUUAAUCUCGUCCGUCUCGCAAACUCCUAUAUCCGCGAAUGUUCUGACGGCUGCUUCUAGUACGUCUGUAGUUUCUACUAUCCAGACUGGUGCUAGUUCCACCAAAAGCAUCACUUUAUGAUAAGAAAAGACAAAACGUCUUUAUGAACCUGCAAAUAAUAAACUCAGUGCUGUUGGCCGUUAUAGCUUUCUGUGAAACAAACAUCACGUAGUAGCUAAAACUCGAUUUUCACAUUAUUAUCGUUUCCUUCUGGAUUUCAAAAAUUAUGUUUUUAACUUACAUUUACAUUAUUGGUCAAAUGAUAUUCAGUAUGGAGCUUGACAAUAGAUAUAUGACAUGUGUACCUCAUAUUAAUAUAUUUAUGUGUUAUUAACUUCUAUCUGAAGUUUGGAAGAGAAAGUUAGCUAUUUAAUAUCAAAGGUAUUCACAACUUAUAUUUCAUAUCUCACAGUUCAGUUGAUUAAUUUCGUCUAAGGAUGCAAAUAUGUGGUACAGAUGUUAUAUAGAGUCUGGGACAUUUGGUUACGGACAAUUUUGACAUGGACUUUCUGUUACGAAAAAUAUUUCGUAAUGACAUCCAAGUUAUCGUCACAUCGUUACGGAAGGUUUCGUUACAAGUUGGUUUUGUGAUUGGUGAAUUUUGUUACUAGAUUCAUCACUAUGAUACAUAUAUUAUGUUUACAAAUGUUCAAGUUAUUAAAGGUGUCUUGAAUUCAAAUCAAAGUAUGUUAAAUUACAAUAAAUGUUUUUGUAGACCUAAAUCGUAAGUUAUGUUUUAUGUAACACUGUUCAUGACGACCCUUCCCUGUAACACAUCGUAAUACAGGCUCAGACACCCUCUCACCCCCAAGCUUUAUGUAAACUUUGAAUGGUUCCCAAAUGAUUCUACAAUUUAUGACCCAUUAUCAUUUUUUUAUUAUUUUCACCAAUCAAAUCUAUAUCUAAAACCUACCUGUCACAAAACGAGUAUUCGUAAGAAAACUGAUAUGUCAUAAAAAUGAUGAAACACGAAUGUACCCAUCACAAAUUGUCCCAGUAACUAAAUGUUCGUAACAAAAUAUCCGAUCCUGUUAUAUAUAUAUACCUUAACUGCUUUAUAAGGGUUUCGUAUAAUAUAUCGUCUAUUGGUGUCAUUUUGCAUAAAAAAGUUAUUAACACACACAGCCGAAGAAAUCAGUUUGUAGAAAUUGGCACGUUAGGUUAAUAUCACAAGGUAAUAAAUUAAAUGACAAGACACACCUGAAACAAUAAUAUUUGCGGUACGAAACAUAGAGAUUAAUAAUGAAAACGAUAUGUUUCCAACCCUAAGUGCAUUACAAAGUACAUUCAUAAUACAUAGCUUCGUAUCACUUAAAACGGUUUUAAAUAGAAAGAAACUUUAUUUCGUAUGGUUUGCUUUGGACUCAGACAUAAUGAGAAGUGCGUGAGUUUACUAAAACAAAUAAUGUAAAAAUUAAAUAUGCAGCUUGAAUGUUGUUUUCAAACUGCUUAAGUUUAUUUUUAAUUUUCAGUUCAAAGUUUAUAAAACGUGGAGUUUGAUCAGGUAGUAUAUACCGUGCGUAUAUUUAGGAAUGAUAUAACAUGCACAUGUAAGCCUGAAUCGGUACAUCACACACAGACACAUACACACAUAUAUAUACAAGCUUUAUUGACAAAACACGACUUAGAUUACUAACCGUGUCGACGAUGGAUAUCCGUAAGUAACUAAAUGUAGUGUAUUUCGCACAGAAAAAUAAUAAACCUUUAGUAACAUUUUCUACGUUUGAUCAAAGUUAACAGAUGAAAAGUUGUACAUGUUUUUAACUCUUUAUUUUGUUUAUCCGACAUAAAUAAGGUUUAUUAUUAUAUUUGUUAGAGUGCUUACUAAUUUCCCGAAACACAAUAUACAUAAAUGAAGAAACCGGAAAAAUCUAUGUGUAAUAAGAACAUAAAGCAAUUAAACAGAAGGUGGAUUGAUUUCAAUGAGAAAUAUUUUGGAACAUAAACAGAAUUCUGAUACUUUGAAUAUGUUAAAUUUCUAUUUGUUACAAAAAAUAUUAUUAAGUAUUGCAUAAUUUUUUACUCGAAAAUUCAUAAUAUUAGAACACAAUUAUGUGUAACCAGUUGUUUUGCAUAAUACAAGCACAAAAAUUACCAGUAUAAAAACCUUGUCAUUUAUUUAUACGUACAAUACAUUGCUAUGAAAGUAUCUAGAGAGAACUCGUGUUACGACUUAUCAAGUAAGAGAACAUACUUGACACAAAAAAAAAUAUCCGUACAUUCUGCUUGUAUAUAUAUCAAGAAAGAUAUAAGUUAUAUUCGUUUAUAACAGUUAAACGUACUAUAUUUACUUUCAAAAGUUUACAACCAGGAAAAUAUUUAAAAGUAUUGGAACGACUAUAUUUUACAGCGAACACAAACGCCUAUUUUAAGCACAAUUUUACUUUUUACUUCAUCAUUCAAGUCGAACACCUUUCAUUUGUGAUAUUGCAUUGUAGGCAGAGGUUAAGUCCCAUUAGUCUAUUAUAUCGUAAUAACGUAUGGAAUAAUUAUAAACGCAAUUAAAAUAUACUUAGAGGCUUAUAUUUAUAUACGGGUUUAACAAGAGCUGCGGUGGUAUAACCAUCCGAAGUUAAUUUACUCGCAAUGUACACAUUUAAACAGGUUUGUCUUUAUUUCGGUGUAAUUAUAUAUAUAUGAUGACAAAUUUUGUCAAAACAAUUUCCACGAACUGAUCCCUCAUUUUGCAAGCUUAUUAUCGCGACUAAGUGCUUAAAUCUGCUUUUUUUUUUAGAAAUUACAGGUAAUAAUAGUUAUAGCAACCAAUAUCAGGAACUUUUGAAUUCAAUAUUUCAAAAUUAUGCAAAUAAUUUUGACACUUGUUAUGAAUAUUUUCGAGAGGAAAUUCAAUUUAUGUACUUAUUUUUAAGCAUAUGUAAUUUCAAUCACCAAUUUCUGUAAAUUCAUUUUCUUGAACGCACCAAGUCUUAAUUUUUUAAUGAAUUACUCAACUGAAUCUCUUAUUAUUUAUACCGAUGAUCACAAUGAAUCUUAUCAAUUAAACUCAACUUGAACAAAUGAUUUAACUUUAAUUUGUAUAUGGAACUAUAAAAAUGGUGUAUCCAACGUGUUCAAUGUAUCUUGUUUUUUACAUGUCGUGAUAUUUGUUUUACAUCUGUAUACAGGGAAAAAUUAUGAUUCACCUCCUGAUUUGAGUUUCCAUGAAACUGGGUGAAGUUAUUAUUUAUGAAGUGAUAUACUGUGAAUACCUUUGUUAUUUUCUGAACGAUAAAGUACAGUUAACCUUUUUUAUUUGUUUCAGAAGCACUUUAAUGUAAGCCUAAGAAGAAACUGAUUUAUAUAUAAUUUACGAAAAUAUAACAAUACUGAAAAAAGUUAACCUCAGUUGUAAAUAAAUAUGUACGACGUGUGUUAAUUCCUAAAAGUAUGUUACAACUCUUUGAGGAUGUGUUUACUCUUUCGUCUCAAGCAAGUUAGUAUUACUUAGCUUUAUAUAUAAUUGCUGCAGAUAAUUACUUGUGGUAUACAAAUUCUGAAACUUUUUCCACUUGUAUUUGCAUUUGUAUAUAAAAUAAAGUAGAAAAUAAAGCACAUUUU
This is a messenger RNA of Limulus polyphemus (Atlantic horseshoe crab), 5617 nucleotides long. Its product is annotated as iroquois-class homeodomain protein IRX-6-like. Lineage: Eukaryota; Metazoa; Arthropoda; Merostomata; Xiphosura; Limulidae. The transcript is spliced from 5 exons. The record is from RefSeq and is a predicted model, not a curated record. Gene Ontology annotation, biological process: cell development; regulation of transcription by RNA polymerase II; neuron differentiation. Gene Ontology annotation, cellular component: nucleus. Gene Ontology annotation, molecular function: RNA polymerase II cis-regulatory region sequence-specific DNA binding; DNA-binding transcription factor activity, RNA polymerase II-specific. The coding region runs from base 533 to 2140 and encodes 535 amino acids.